Leptopilina heterotoma is the source of this 1054-nucleotide messenger RNA. RefSeq names its product ras-related protein rab7 (gene Rab7). Lineage: Eukaryota; Metazoa; Arthropoda; Insecta; Hymenoptera; Figitidae. The record is from RefSeq and is a predicted model, not a curated record. Gene Ontology annotation, cellular component: phagocytic vesicle; late endosome; lysosome. Gene Ontology annotation, molecular function: GTPase activity; GTP binding. The transcript has 6 exons. Gene Ontology annotation, biological process: phagosome-lysosome fusion; endosome to lysosome transport. Bases 388 to 1011 code for a protein of 207 amino acids.
GUGAUUUCAUGCAACGCCAUUUUCUUUGUGUGCAGUGUUGGAGCAGAAAUCAUCAUUGCUCCAAUUAAUCUGAAAUUUCAAGUUAUUUUCAUAAAGUUUCAAUCAUUAAACUUGUUUAAUUGACUGUGAUAUAAAGUGUUCGCGCUGUAAAUCAACAUUUUAUCAAGGGACUUGUUGUCAACAAAAGUAUUCCUCAAGUUUGAGAUCGCGUGUUGACAGGUUUCUAAAAGCUUUAAAUUUUAAUCACAAAAUAUCCAUUGCCAGAUUGAAUCACAACGAGGAUGUAUUGACGACAUCUGUUUUGUAAUCAAGGCGAUUUGAAUUUCUUUCAUCAUUUUUCUCAGCUCCAGCUUGGUUAUAAGACAAGAGGAUUAAAAAAGAAAAAAAAUGGCGUCUCGCAAGAAAGUAUUACUGAAAGUUAUCAUUCUGGGCGAUUCGGGUGUGGGAAAAACUUCUCUGAUGAACCAAUAUGUCAACAAAAAGUUCAGCAAUCAAUAUAAAGCGACAAUUGGCGCUGAUUUUCUCACAAAAGAAGUUAUGGUCGACGAUAGGAUAGUUACAAUGCAGAUUUGGGACACUGCAGGUCAAGAAAGAUUCCAAUCCCUUGGAGUUGCAUUUUAUCGAGGUGCCGAUUGUUGUGUUCUUGUAUUUGACGUCGCAGCACCAACAUCCUUCAAAUCCUUGGACUCUUGGAGGGACGAGUUUUUAAUACAAGCCUCGCCAAGAGAUCCCGACAAUUUUCCAUUCGUUGUCGUUGGCAAUAAAGUGGAACUCGAAAAUAGAGCGGUAUCCACCAAGAGAGCUCAACAGUGGUGUCAGUCAAAAAAUAAUAUUCCCUAUUUCGAAACCAGUGCGAAAGAAGGAAUCAAUGUUGAACAAGCUUUUCAAACGAUAGCGAAAAAUGCACUGGCUCAAGAAAGUGAGGUUGAACUCUACAAUGAAUUUCCCGAUCAGAUAAAAUUGACCAACGACCAAAGAAAUAAUGGCAAAGGAGAUUCUUGUGCUUGUUAGGUAUCAAAUAGACAAGUUUUUUUGAACGUUUUAUGGUUAAAAG